This is a messenger RNA of Lodderomyces beijingensis, 2775 nucleotides long. The record is from the annotation of a GenBank genome assembly. NCBI's taxonomy places the organism in Eukaryota, Fungi, Ascomycota, Pichiomycetes, Serinales, Debaryomycetaceae.
AUGUCGUCGAACCCCUAUGAGAUCAGCCCAGAUCAAGCGAAACUCCCGCACAGAGCCAAUGUGCCCUCGCUAAAGUUUAGUCAAAAGACCGUGGAGGAGACGGCAGGCGAGCUCGACACAGACGUCAAGACGGGGCUCACCAAUAGCCAGGACGUGUUGAAUCGCAAGUCGAUAUACGGGGCCAACGAAUUGAACAGCGAAGAAGAGGACAGCUUGGUGAUGAAGUUUAUCAAGUCGUUUUACCAGGAUCCUCUCAUAUUGUUGUUGAUUGGCUCUGCGGUUAUCAGUUUCUGGAUGGGCAACAAGGAUGACGCUAUUAGUAUAACUUUGGCCAUUGUCAUUGUGGUCACGGUGGGGUUUGUCCAGGAGUACCGGUCGGAAAAGUCGUUGGAGGCGUUGAACAAGUUGGUCCCCGCCGAAGCCCACUUGACCAGAAAUAGCAACACCACCACGGUGUUGGCGUCGACGUUGGUUCCUGGCGACGUUGUCUAUUUCUCGACUGGGGAUCGGAUUCCGGCAGAUAUUCGAAUUGCAAAUUCGGUCUACUUGACCAUUGACGAGAGCAACUUGACUGGAGAAAACCAACCCGUGCAAAAGAAUUCCGAGGUGGUCACGGUUAAGGACCCCUCGGUUACAGAGAGGACAAACAUUGCAUUUAUGGGUACCUUGGUGAGAGAAGGACACGGCAGUGGUAUCGUUGUUGGUAUCGGCGCCCAGACUGUUUUCGGAACCGUGUUUGAAAUGAUGAGUCAGAUUGAAAAACCCAAAACGCCGUUGCAACAAGCGAUGGACAAGUUGGGCAAGGAGUUGAGCUUGUUUAGUUUUUUCGUUAUUGGUAUCAUCUGCAUCAUCGGGGUAUGUCAAGGCAGAUCGUGGUUGGAUAUGUUUCAAAUCUCGGUGUCAUUGGCGGUGGCUGCCAUCCCCGAAGGGUUGCCCAUUAUUGUAACGGUCACUUUGGCCUUGGGAGUUUUAAGACUAGCGAAAAAGAAGGCCAUUGUCAAAAGGUUACCCAGUGUGGAGACCUUGGGGUCGGUCAAUGUCAUUUGCUCAGAUAAAACUGGUACCUUGACUGAAAACCACAUGACGGUGACCAAGAUUUGGACCACCGAUUUCAAAGGCAGCUUCAAUACGCCAUUUCUUGUCGCCGAGCGACUCGACGACUCAACCUUACACCACAAGCUCACCGCCAAUAUUAGAAAAGUGUUGCUUUGCGGUAACGUUUGCAAUAACGCCAAGUACUCAUCCAGCAAUGAAAAAUACGUGGGCAACCCGAGCGACAUUGCCUUGCUCGAGUGUUUGCCGCACUUUGGUCUUGAAGAUAUACGGGGACUGAGAGAGAGGAUAAGCGAGUUGCCAUUUUCAUCGGAUCGAAAAUAUAUGGCCGUUUGCGUGCAUACGGGAGACAUGAACAAGGCCGAGACCUUUGCCAAGGGAGCCACUGAAAAGAUUGUUAAGCACUGUAACCGAUAUUUCGACGAGCACGGAGAAGUCAAACCCCUAACCGAUGAAAUCAAGGAGUCCAUCGCCGAGAAAUCAAAGAUGCUCGCGCACGACGGUCUUCGUGUUCUUGGCUUUGCCGAAAACAACCGCAAGUUCCAAAGCGAAAAGCUGGAAAAGUCACAAUCUGAGCCGGAAGAUUUAAUCUUUUGCGGCUUAGUUGGAAUGAAGGACCCACCUCGAGCCAACGUGGGCCAGUCCAUCACGACGUUGAUGAAAGGUGGCGUGCACGUGAUUAUGAUCACGGGCGACUCUCCUUCCACUGCCAUGAACAUUGCCAAGCAGAUUGGCAUGCCCAUCACGGGGGACCACUCGGUGAUGACGGGAGACCAAAUCGAUGAGCUCAAGGAAGGAUCGCUUGCUGAAGCCAUCCACAAUGUCUCGGUUUUCGCGAGAACCACGCCGGAACACAAGGUCAAGAUUGUCAAGGCGUUGCAGAGAAGGGGCGACGUUGUGGCCAUGACGGGUGACGGUGUCAAUGAUGCACCGGCCCUAAAGUUGGCCGACAUUGGUAUCGCCAUGGGCAGAAACGGAACUGAUGUUGCGCGAGAGGCUGCCGAUAUGGUUCUCACCGAUGACGAUUUCAGCACCAUCCUUGCUGCUAUCGAGGAAGGUAAAGGGAUUUUCUACAAUAUUCAGAAUUUCAUUACUUUCCAAUUGAGCACCAGUAUUGCUGCGUUGACUUUGGUUGCCGUGGCCACGUUUUUCGGCUUGCCCAAUCCGCUCAAUGCCAUGCAGAUUUUGUGGAUCAACAUCUUGAUGGACGGUCCGCCUGCGCAAUCGUUGGGUGUUGAGCCCGUCGACCACGAAGUGAUGAACAAGCCCCCGCGUAAGAGAUCGGACCAGAUCUUGACUCCGGAGUUGUUGAAGCGCGUGGCCCAAUCGGCCAUCGUGAUCAUCAUUGGAACCAUGUACGUGUUUGUGUCCGAGAUGAGGGACGGAGAAGUCACGUCGCGCGACUUGACAAUGACGUUCACCGCGUUUGUCUUUUUCGACAUGUUCAACGCAUUGGCAUGUCGUCACCACACAAACUCGAUUUUCACUAUGGGACUCCACAAUAAGAUGUUUAAUUUAUCGGUGUUGGGGUCGCUUUUAGGCCAGUUGUGCGCCAUAUACGUGCCCUUUUUCCAAAGCAUAUUCCAGACUGAAGCGUUGAGCUUGCGGGACUUGUUGCAUUUGGUGCUCUUGUGCAGCUCGGUUUUCUUUGUUGACGAGUUGAGGAAAUGGUGGGAGAGACGUAAGACGAUUUAUACCAAUAAUUAUAAUUAUGGGGUUUGA